CAAGUAUAAGUGAUCUUUGCCCAAAAGGAUAAUUUUUUUUUUUGAAGGCUCGGGUUCACUGUCCAGGUAUAUAUAUGUGUCUUUAUUGAAUGAAUGAGUAGUAAUUUUGGUUAAUACUGUUUGUCAUUCUACUUUUGCUUUAAAAUACUGGAAAAGAAACCUAUUGGUAAUAGAAGGACUUAUCACAGUGCUUAAGCAUUUGGCUGCUAACCAAAAAGGUCAGCAGUUUGAAUCCACCAGCCACUACUUGGAAACCCUUUUGGGCAAUCCUACUCUGUCCUAUAGGGUCGCUUCGAGUCAGAAUCGACUCAACGACAACGGAUUUGGGUUUUUUUUGGUUUUAUUAUUGUGUGUACUUUAGCAUAUUUAGUUUAGGAAAGAGUAACAUUUUGUCAAAGAAGAAAAUAAUAUUAAUCACUAUUAUGCUAGUUUUCAUAAAACAUUUAUUUCAUUUCUAGUUCAUUUUAAUUAGAUCUGCAUGGAGGCAAUACACCAGUCAUUUAAUACAUCCAUACAAAUUAGCAUUCCUUUUCUAAGUUCAAGACCCAAGCCCUAUCUUGAUGUGAUUUUAGCAUUAAUAAUGUUAGAAAAAUUAGCCAGUUUUACAAAGUAGUAAAAACUGUACGUGCUCAAACCUGCUGAACUUGUCUAAAUGGCCAAAUUAACACUAACCAAAAUUUUUAACCCCUCUUAGAUUUAUCUUUUAAGAGUAUAUAUAAACUUUUACAUGCUUUGGUUAUCUUGUAGGAUUAGUAGAAUGACAGUAUCUGUGUUUGGUUGUUGUUAUUGCCUGGAUUAAUCUCUUCUUGAUGUAUCAAAAAUACAGAGCAGAUGCUAAAAUGUGAUAAUAAAUGGGAUUAAUUUUUGUUAUCUCCAUUUUGUGUUAAUGUUUGUGGUUGUUUAAGUGAUAUGAAUGUAUUAUGCAUGUACUUAACAUGUAUAAUGAUUGAAGGUAUACAUGACAUGUGUUUUGUUUAAAAUGUGAACCUGAUUUUGAAUGUGUCUAAUUUCAUUCUGUGUAUUAUGUAUAGCAUUGUUUCUACUGUAACUCUAAUGAAGAAAAAAAGGAGAGAGGUAACAUUUAUUGACUACCUAUUAAGUUUCAGGCUUAUUUAAUACUUAAACCAGAAUUAUUACUCUUCAUACCAGUUAUAUUCACAAUAGCUGAAAACUGGAAACAACUUGAUUGCUCAUCAGUAGGAGAAUGAAUAAAUUUUGAUGUAUUUGUAAAAUCAACUACUAUAUAUCAAUAAAAAAGAAGUAUCUACUGAUACAGGCAGCCAGCAACAGGGAUGAAUCUCAAAGAUAAUAUGUUCAGUUAAAGAAGGCAGACAGAAAAGAAUAUAUACUGUAUAAUUCUACUUACGUGAAGCUCAAAACAGCAAAACUAGUUGAAAGUCUGUCAGAGUAGUGCUUACUGGGGGUCAAUGGGGUGACUAAGGGACAGGGAGUAACCUGUCCCUUAUAACCUUAUAGAGUACUGGGGAUAUUCUAUAUCUUAAUCUGGGUGGUGAUUACAUGGGUAAUUACAUAUGUAAAAAAAUUCUGAGGUGCAUAUUUAAGACUAAUAAUUACUUAAUUUUAUUAUUAAUUAAUUAGCGAUUAAUAGUCCAGAUGAUUAAAGAUGUGUGCCUGUACUGAAGUGUUUCUUCAGUUAGAUUCUGCGUACUACUGGUUAAUAACAUACAUGUUGCUAUAGUGAAUAUAAGUACUGUUUCAAGAAACUAGAUGUUAGACAAUGCAGAUGGAUGUGUAACAGGUGAAGGAGUUUUCAGGUCACUUUGAUAUUUGUGUAAAUUUUAUUUGUAAUAGAUUGGAUUAGUUUUUAUAUGGUUCUGUAUAAUCUGAGGGUUGAAAGGUCCUUAUAGGACAUCCUAUUGCUUAAAAGUGGUCUCAUAAACGAUGAAAUUUUACAGGAUUCUUAGAUGUAAAGAACAGAAUUUUAUGAGUGAGUAAACAAGUUAUUUGAAAUCAUUUUUGUAGUUCGGAAGGGGCUCUGAAAACCAUACUUACUACUUUUUUUGUGUGACUGAAUUACCUUUAGCAUGUUUCUUAAUGUACUGGUGUUUGGAAAUACAUGCUCUGUGUCUUUAAACCUUUGAGCCCUUUCUUUGCGUAUUUGGGUACCGUGCAACCAAACUUAAGCAUGGGAAACUCUCUCCACCCUCCCCGAGCUUUGCAUUCUCCACUCAGGACUAUAUUUGCAAUGGAUACUACUUAGUGAUUAGUUCUCUGUCUUGUCAGUCAAACCUUUGUCUCUAGCAAACCGUUUUGUCACUGUAGUAGUGCUCCUGUGCUGGAAAUUUAUCUCUGAUAGAGAAAGAAUGCUUUUGAAAACAGUUCUUACGUGAUUUGAUGAAACUUAAUUUGUCCGGGAAAGGAAAUGUCUCGUCUCUGGUAUGGGAAAAAAGGGAGAAGAUACCAACCAAUUAAUCAUAAAUACACUCUGGUAGUGUCAGUGGCUGAGUAUCACCGCAGGAUCGAUGCUCUAAAUACUGAAGAACUGCGCACACUCUGCAGACGUCUCCAGAUUACUACAAGGGAAAACAUAAAUUCAAAGCAGGUUACUCCAUUAAAAGCAGACCUGGAGUCUGAGUCAUUUCGACCAAACCUAAGUGAUCCCAGUGAACUCUUACAGCCAGAUCAAAUUGAAAAGCUUACCAAACAUCUUCCACCAAGAACAAUUGGCUAUCCAUGGACUCUUGUUUAUGGUACUGGGAAGCAUGGCACAAGCUUGAAGACCCUUUACCGAACAAUGACAGGUUUAGACACCCCAGUGCUAAUGGUGAUUAAAGACAGCGAUGGCCAGAUUUUUGGUGCAUUAGCAUCUGAGCCAUUUAAAGUGAGUGAUGGCUUCUAUGGUACUGGAGAGACCUUUGUUUUUACAUUCUGUCCAGAGUUUGAGGUCUUUAAGUGGACAGGAGAUAAUAUGUUUUUUAUCAAAGGAGACAUGGAUUCACUAGCUUUUGGUGGUGGAGGGGGAGAAUUUGCUCUUUGGCUUGAUGGAGAUCUCUACCAUGGAAGAAGCCAUUCUUGUAAAACGUUUGGGAAUUAUACACUUUCUAAGAAGGAAGAUUUCUUUAUCCAAGACAUUGAAAUCUGGGCUUUUGAAUAAAUAUAAUGCUGUCUGUCUUAGCAAGAUAAUGCCCCAAACCUGACAUGGACAAGCAUUGUUUUGAAAGUUCAAGUAGCAAUACAAUGUAACAUGUCACUAACGUUUUAAAAUUAGUCCGUACACUAUUCAUUACAGCUAUAAUUUGUAGUUUAUUUUUAAAAUCAUGUUUCUGUCCCAAAGUUCUUUAGGUUUAAACCGUGGCCAAGAUCUAUGUAGCAUAACAGCUUGGGUAUGGUCAGAAUUUUGACAUCAUUUUGAUCAUAGUGACCGCCUCAUCUACAAUCCAUGUUAUCUCAAUCUCCUAAUAGGAUGGUGCUCUUUUGUUGAACCUGUUUUGGUUUAUUAUUUUUUUAACAAUAUUGAUUAUUUACUAGAGUAGUCUAAUUGGGGUACUGAGGGAAUGGAGACUAGAUAGAUGUUACUUAAUCACUAUGAGGUUGGCACAGGUGACUUUUGGACAUGCUCAAGUUAGUUAUUAUUAUGAAUGAGAACCACAUGCCAAAAUAAUGCAUACUCUGUAGACUACUGAGUUCUAGUUAUAAUUCACACUACAACAUUUUUUUAUUAAUUUUGAAGGUAUUCUCAACUUCAUUUUACUAAAAAUGAAAUUUGAGGAGAAUUCUGGUUGUAAUAGACCACCGUGCACAUGAUCUGCAGGUUUGGGCAUAUGCUUUCAUCAUUGAAUUAUCUGAUAAAGAUUUAUGAAAUGACGAAGGAGAAUGAGAACUUGAUGAUUCUAUUGGAUUUAAUAUAUUAAGCAAGAAAAUACAGUAUUUACAUAUUUGUAGCUUAGCAGGGCAUUAUCAUAAGUAUAAAACUAUGAAACAGAUGCAUAUUUCUUCAAUAUUGUGUCAGAUUAACUGUUUUAUAGUUGUUUCAGCAUUGUUGUGCACCAGCCCUCAAAAUGUAGUUUAUUCCUGUUCAAAAGGAAAAGAAAAAUGUGAUUUUUUAAUUUAGUGGUAUGUUAUUAAUUACCAUUAGCAUUUGCUCUUACAAAAGGGCAGUGAUUAUAGUUGACAAUAUUGUAACUCAGUAGACUUGUGGAAUAUGCAAACUUACUGUCAAGUGACCUCAAAAAAAUAAAAUAUAGACUAUACUAGUAGUACUUAUCCUCUUUUGUAGGAAUAAUAAGCCAUUGUGGCAAUAAUUCAUCAGUUAAUUUCAAGCUUCAUGUUAUGCAAAAAAAAUCCACAAAACCCUGCUAUUAUACAUGUGACAGUGACUUUGUGCUGAAAUUUCAGCUAUUCCAGAUAAACAUUGUAUAUUAUCUUGUAAAUUAAUGUUUAAAAGUAGUUUUGUUCUCAUAGAAAGUGUUGAUUGCCAGGUUGCUUAUAGCACUUUGAAUUAUUCUAAAAAUGAAAUUACAAGCCAAGUAUGUUGGCUUAAGUAGUUUUAGUUGUAUAGCACUUGAAUAUAUUUAGUUCUUUUGAAAGUUUAAAUAAUUAUCUAAAGAAAGCAUAAUGCUAACGGAAAAAAAAAUCUGAUGUUCUAUUAUAAUAUGCUAUUGCUGAAUAUAAAUAGAAAUCCAGGGCAUCAUUUCCUUGUCUAUGUAAAGCUCUCUCAUUGUAAAUUAGUAACGGUAUAUAGAUUAAAUGUUUACAAUAUAAGCAAUUGUAAAUAAAUAUAUCAGUUUUUUUUCCUCUUUUAGUCUUCCACAGCAGUGUUAUUGUCUUUGUGGAGUUGACUAACCACCAAAAAAAAAAAAAUCCUGUAAUUGAUUGCAAUUACAAUAAGGUCAUAGUGGUGUACACCAAAUAAAAUUAAAUACAUAUAUAUACAAAUUUGAGUUUGGAUUUAUUGAAUAUUAAAUUACUUUCAUAACCUAAGAAAUCUUUGAUUAAAUAUACUGCUAUCUUCUGUGUAUAAAAAUGCUUUUAGUUGCCUAUAUUAAUAUGAUGAUGGUGGUGGUGAUGGAAGGGUGCAUCCCAGGUAAAAGUACAGCAAUUUAAAAAAUAAAGAUGUGUGAGAGCACUUGGUGUGUGGGAGAGUGCAAAUCAGUUGAUAUUCUAAAGUAUGUUGCUUUCUUUUGGUGAAAGGCACAUAGUAGAGGAAGUUCCGUGUCAUUAAGAGUUUUGUUGUGUGCGAUGCCAAGAAAUUUAGAUUUUUUUUUUUUUUUUUUUAA
Messenger RNA from Trichechus manatus latirostris (Florida manatee), 5237 nucleotides. RefSeq names its product oxidation resistance 1 (gene OXR1). The transcript has 7 exons. The record is from RefSeq and is a predicted model, not a curated record. NCBI's taxonomy places the organism in Eukaryota, Metazoa, Chordata, Mammalia, Sirenia, Trichechidae. The coding region runs from base 2384 to 3115 and encodes 243 amino acids. Gene Ontology annotation, biological process: response to oxidative stress. Gene Ontology annotation, cellular component: nucleus.